Molecule: messenger RNA, 654 nt
Organism: Helianthus annuus (common sunflower)
Lineage: Eukaryota; Viridiplantae; Streptophyta; Magnoliopsida; Asterales; Asteraceae
Product: vegetative cell wall protein gp1-like
Exons: 1
Coding region: 1-654 (217 amino acids)
Source: RefSeq, a predicted model, not a curated record
AUGGUUGCUCACGCUCUCUCCGAAGCCGAGUUUUAUCAAUGGAUGAGUGAAUCCCUUGUAAAACUCGAGUCUCAGUUGCAAAUCCUUUUCAAGGAGUUCCGAUCGUUCCGAACUGCGUGGGAAGCCCAAUCUCCUACAUCUCCACCACUUGUUUCCGACACUGCACCGCCAGUCCCGUCACCCACUGCCGCCUCACCACCACCAACAAUUGCCAUCAACCCACGACAACCAACCGCUACAACACCACUACACACCUCACCACCACCAAAACAAGCCCCUUCAACCAACUCUUCGACACCAAAAACGACCAUACCACCACUUAUUGUCGCUCCCGCCACUGUGCCACUAUGUACUCCGCCUACACCUAAAAUAGUCCAACAACAUAUGCCAUUCUCUAAACCUGUAUCGAAACCCGCCCAAAAAACCACACCAUUCCUCGUUGCAGCCAUGCCAAAACCCAUACCCUCACCCGCACCGGAGCCAAAUGGCGCACCAUCCGUGGUUUCGAACCUGUUGAAGCAAGUUAUGAAAUCAAUGUUUGCAAAGGACAUGAAGAUAGAGCUAGAUGAAACAACCGAGAAACGCGAGUGGCGUCCACCAUGGCAUCUUGUUAACACCCGACCAGAUGUCAACAUUCAAGUCCCAAUCGAAUAA